GAAAAUUGUAGUACGCACGCAACCAAUUCAAUCUCUCGAAUGCAAGCUGCCAUAGAUUAUCACAAAUCUUAUCGAUAUCAAUUAUGUGGUCCAGUAAGGAUUUGCAAAGUGGUAUUCUAUUUUUGGUACUAUUCAAUACCAAUCGUGGCAUUCUACGAUCGUGUGCAUAAUCAGGCUCGCAGCAGAUUUGUUGUUCGGCAAGGCUCCGGUAUCUCAACCUCAUUUUUUCGUUUCUGAACAAUACCUGUCAAAUUCUUCAGACGAUAGAAAGCUUACACCUUCAGUUUGGGCAAUUUCACGACUUCUAUGCUCUUUAGAGACAAUACAUCAUACUAUCAUCAUCGUUUCAUUUCACACCAGAGCUCUUCCGCAACCGAAUACGCUACUGAGACCGAUUGGGUAUACGCUCAAUAUCUAUUGACAGAAAGGCUCAGCUUCUCCAUAGGUUCUUUAGAUCAUGAAAUUCUUCAGGCGCAACAAGCCGAUUAAUGACGCUGGCUCUGCCUCUGUUUCUAAGCCACGAACACUAAAGAGCGGACUUCGAAGCUAUCUAUCGAAGAAAGACCAAAAACCUCAGCCAAAUGUGGGGUCCAUACCCUCCGCUACCAAGGACAGCCCGGCUCAGGGCACGCCCCACAAAUCGAAUUCCCAAUCUGCUACUAUUCCUAGUCACCAUCUACCGAGUGUUCACGAAGAGGAGAAUAUCAAGUCACUUUGGGACUGUGCAUAUGACGCCGUCAAGAAAGAGAACCCGGAGUUGGUGACGAAGUACGAGAAACUGCUCUCAACAGAGCUACUGGAGAAAGAUUCCGAGCCGGAUGAAGAUCCUCUGAAGCAAGCCAAGAAAACCUUAGACGAGACCGACAAUAUCAUCGACUCUAAGCUGCUUAAUCGCCGAGCGCAGUUGAAAGCUAUAAUUACAUGUGGCCAGCAACGAAUGGAUGCUAGAAAAACGGGCUUGCAAGACACGAUUGCGCAUGGUGUAGAAUUCGUGCUAUGGGGAAAAGAUUUGAUUGGUGAAGCCGUCAAGGCAUCCCCCGAAGCUUCCGUAGCUUGGGCAGGUGUCUGUAUUAUUCUCCCUCUCCUCACGAAUGCCAGCACUGCAGAUAAAGCAAACCGUGAUGGAUUCGCAUAUGUCACAACACGAAUGAACUAUUACGUUGCGCUUGAACCUCUACUGUUACAAGUCAGUCAUGACUCUGCUAGUGUCACGGUCAACCAAAAUCUAGUGCUCGAAAUUAAGAAGCACAUUAUUGAGCUAUAUCAACACAUCCUUGAUUUCCAAUUUCGAAGUGUUCUGCGAUUUUAUCGCAGCCAUUACAAAAACUUUGGGCGAGAUUCGAUUCAACACGAGAACUGGUCUGAUAUGAAGACCGCCAUCAUUGGUCUCGACAAGAAUGUAUGCAAAGAUUUAGGGCAGAUGAACGCGCUAGCGUCGACACAAGAGUUGGAAAAUCUCAGUAUGAAAGCACACGAAUCACUCUUGAGUAUGCAGCAGCUUCUAUCUAUCGCAGAGGAGCAGCUUGUGGUCACCAAAGAAAAUAGGGACAUUUUAUUAAAACAACUCCAGACGCAGGAAAACUUCGCCAAAAAGAAGUCCACACAGGAGGAGGAAAAAUGUCACCAGGUAUUCCGCUUGACAAAAGACAACAAGGACGAGAGCUAUGAAUGGUACAAGAAUCGUGUAGAAGAUCGAGUAGAAGGCACCUGUCAGUGGUUCCUAAAUCACGAGCAUUUCAAAGCAUGGUUGAAACAAGAUUCAGGGCCUUUACUGGUCACCGCGGAUCCCGGCUGUGGAAAGUCUGUCUUAGCUAAAUAUCUGAUAGACGAUGGAUUACCUAAAUUAUCAUCAGCAACUACUAUUUGCUACUUCUUCUUCAAGGACCAGGAUCAAGACACCGUCAAACAAGCGCUUUGCGCACUGUUACACCAACUCUUCUCGCAUAAGCCUUCCCUGAUUCGACAUGCUAUGCCGGAGUUUCGCGACAACGGACCAAGCUUAGCAGGUAUUACAGAAUUGCUAUGGAAAAUCUUGGAAAAAGCUGGAGCCGAUCCCGAGGCUGGACCUGUGAUUUUCGUUUUGGACGCUUUGGAUGAAUGUGAAGGAAAGCAAUUCGACGUCCUGGUUUCGAUGUUAAACCGCCACAUUCAAAAAGACAAGAAAGAAAUUGGCAAAAUGAAGUUCCUGUUGACUUGUCGCCCUUACGACUCGCUUACAUCCCAGUUUCAUGGGCCCGUUAAUAUUUUUCGUAUACCGGGAGAAGAAGAUUCAGAGAGUAUCGGCAAGGAAGUUAGUUCUGUGAUCAUACAUCGAGUUAACCAGUUGGGGGAGGAGAAAAAGCUUGAACCACACAUCAAGGCCCAUCUUCAAGAGGAAUUGCUCAAGAUCACCCACCGCACCUAUCUCUGGGUUUACCUUGUAUUCGAUCAUCUUGAGUCAAUUACCUUUAAGAAAACUAAUAAAGGUGUAGAUGUCGCAAUCAAAGCCUUGCCAAAAAGUGUUAAUCAAGCAUACGAGAAGAUACUUAGCAAGUCUGAGAAUUAUCUGAUGGUUCGAAAGGCUUUGUGUAUAGUCUUAGCAGCCCAUCGGCCUCUAACUUUAGCGGAAAUGAAUAUUGCCCUCAACAUAGAUACUGUAUCAAGACCUAUAGAAUAUCCAGACCUGGAAACAGACGAGACCUUCAAAAGGACUCUAAGGAAUUGGUGUGGAUUGUUCAUCUCAAUACACCAUAACAAAGUUUACUUUCUUCACCAAACUGCUCGGGAGUUUCUCCUUUCGGAAUUAUCAUCACUAGCGAAGAUUCAAACGGAGGGUUCAUCUUGGCAAGGCUCUAUAAGUACCCAAGAAUCACAUUCAGUUCUCGCGACAAGCUGUAUACGGUAUCUUGAAUUAUUUAAUCAUGAGACCGUAGUUUCACUAGAUGAAGACGAGAGUACCUCUCUACACAUGGAUAGGGAUAUAUUCCUCGAUUAUUCAGCCGAAAAUUGGGCACAUCACUUCCGCGAAGCUCGUACUAGUAGUGAUGAGAAAAUAGUAAAUUCAGUAUUCCAAAUUUGUGGUCCGGAUUCAAAGAGUUGCUUGAUUUGGAGCAAGAUUUAUUGGAGUAGUAGAUAUUAUGAUUAUACCGAAUGUCAUACUACAAUAAUAAUAGCGUCGUAUUUUGGGUUAAACGAGAUUGUGAAAUUGCUACUUGAAAGAGGUGCUGAUAUCGAAUCCAAGGAUAGCAAAUAUGGUCAAACACCACUAUUAUGGGCUGCUGAGAAUGGGCACGAUACAGUUGUGAAAUUGCUACUCGAAAAAGGUGCUGAUAUCGAAUCGAAGGAUAGCGAUUAUGGUCAAACACCACUGUCAUGGGCUACUAAGGAUGGGCGCGAUGCGGUUGUGAAAUUGCUACUCGAAAAAGGUGCUGAUAUCGAAUCGAAGGAUAGCGAAUAUGGUCGAACACCACUGUUAUGGGCUGCUAAGAAUGGGCACGAUACAGUUGUGAAAUUGCUACUCGAAAAAGGUGCUGAUAUCGAGUCGAAGGAUAGAAAUGGUCAAACACCACUGUUAUUGGCUGCUAUAAAUGGGCACGAUGCGGUUGUGAAACUGCUACUUGAAAAAGAUGCUGAUAUCGAAUCGAAGGAUAGUAGAUAUGGUCGAACACCACUAUCUUGGGCUGCUGGGAAUGGGCACGAUGCGGUUGUGAAAUUGCUACUCGAAAAAGGUGCUGAUAUCGAGUCGAAGGAUAGAAAUGGUCAAACACCACUGUUAUUGGCUGCUAUAAAUGGGCACGAUGCGGUUGUGAAACUGCUACUUGAAAAAGAUGCUGAUAUCGAAUCGAAGGAUAGUAGAUAUGGUCGAACACCACUGUUAUGGGCUGCUAAGAAUGGGCACGAUACAGUUGUGAAAUUGCUACUCGAAAAAGGUGCUGAUAUCGAAUCGAAGGAUAGAAAUGGUCAAACACCACUGUUAUUGGCUGCUAUAAAUGGGCACGAUGCGGUUGUGAAACUGCUACUUGAAAAAGAUGCUGAUAUCGAAUCGAAGGAUAGUAGAUAUGGUCGAACACCACUAUCUUGGGCUGCUGGGAAUGGGCACGAUACAGUUGUGAAAUUGCUUGAGCAAGUGCAAGUUUUACUAUUGUGAAAUGAUCGCCGACAGAAGAAGGAGCUAGUAUCAACAAGGUAUAUAAGUUCCAAUGGAAUCGAGAUUCAUGCCCAAUAGGGGCAUGGUAGUUUAGUGGUAUAGCUCUCUAUCAUUAUUUUAUAUACCAUUUCUCCGACUUUUCUACUUAUUCUCUAACUAACUAUUAAGUGUCUGAAGCAGAAUGAAAGAUUCUGUAUAUUUGUUAUAAGAUAUGUUGUAAUAUUGAUAUCAUAUAAUGAGCUUAGCUCA
This is a messenger RNA of Botrytis cinerea B05.10, 4375 nucleotides long. RefSeq lists its product as hypothetical. The transcript is spliced from 2 exons. Gene Ontology annotation, molecular function: protein binding. Bases 458 to 4126 code for a protein of 1222 amino acids. Lineage: Eukaryota; Fungi; Ascomycota; Leotiomycetes; Helotiales; Sclerotiniaceae. The record is from RefSeq and is a predicted model, not a curated record.